This is a messenger RNA of Corvus hawaiiensis (hawaiian crow), 879 nucleotides long. Its product is annotated as mas-related G-protein coupled receptor member H-like. Gene Ontology annotation, biological process: G protein-coupled receptor signaling pathway. The transcript has a single exon. Gene Ontology annotation, cellular component: membrane. The annotation marks the transcript as partial. Gene Ontology annotation, molecular function: G protein-coupled receptor activity. NCBI's taxonomy places the organism in Eukaryota, Metazoa, Chordata, Aves, Passeriformes, Corvidae. The record is from RefSeq and is a predicted model, not a curated record.
CUGAUCGCCUUUGCCAGUGUGUGCCUGGGGAUUUCCCUCUGUGGGCUGGCAGGGAAUGGGGUGGUUGUGUGGUUCCUGGGCUUCCACACGAAGCAGAGCCCUUUCACUCUCUACAUCCUAAACCUGGCUGUUGCCGACUUCUCCCUGCUCCUCCUGUUUCUCCUGCUUAUAUUGGCUUUUCUGACCUUAGCAGCAUUUUGCACUUCUUUGUUUCAUCUUGCUCCUCUCUACGUAGAUUUUGUGUUUGCAGUGGAACUCCUGUGCCACGUGCUGGACCUGAGCAGCUUGGGGCUGCUGGCAGCUCUCAGUGUGGAGCACUGCGUCUCCAUCCUCUGCCCCAUCUGGUACCGCUGCCACCGCCCCCGGCACCUCUCGGGCGUCGUCAGCGGGGCCCUCUGGGCUCUCGCCGGGGUGUUGGUGUCCUCCCUCUACCUCACUUUUGCUGAAGACUCUGAGACCAUCCUUGCAGGUGUAGUCCUUGUGAUUUCCCUGAUUUUGUCCUUCGUGAUGUUGGUUUCCAAUUUGUUCCUGUUUCACAAGCUGCGCUGCAGCUCCCGGAGGCGGAAGCCAGGGAAGCUCUUUGUUGCCAUCCUGCUCAACGUGCUGCUCUUCUUCACCUUCGGCAUCUCUUCCUGCAUGGAGGUUUUCCUCAACCUUCCCGAUUCCAGUGAGUUAUUCCCAGAAUACACCUCCUUGCUGCUGGCAUUGCUGAACUGCAGCCUCAACCCGGUGAUUUACGUGCUGGUGGGGAGCUGCUGGCGGCGCCGCUUCCAGCACUCGGUCAAAGUUGCUCUGCGGAGGGUGUUUGAGGAGAAAAUGGGGAGUGACAAGGGCAGCCACAGCCCUGGGGACACUGUGGAGGAGGUGACAGCUCUGUGA